This is a messenger RNA of Magallana angulata, 2005 nucleotides long. RefSeq lists its product as uncharacterized. The coding region runs from base 63 to 1715 and encodes 550 amino acids. The record is from RefSeq and is a predicted model, not a curated record. The transcript has 9 exons. Gene Ontology annotation, molecular function: protein binding. NCBI's taxonomy places the organism in Eukaryota, Metazoa, Mollusca, Bivalvia, Ostreida, Ostreidae.
UUAUUGAUGAAAUUUUGUUCAUAGAAACGGUUCACUUUUAUUGGUUUCAUGACAUCAGUGUAAUGGCGUGUUGGUCCGUGAAAGCUCAUUUGCUGGGGGAUGACGGGAAGACAUCAGAAAUCAGGCGGGUCUCGGUCCCAGUCAGCGCCACCUAUAACCAGCUGUAUGAUAAGACAAAGGCCGUGUUCCCCGAUCUCCACAACGAAGAUAUCAGUCUAUCUUGGAAAGAUGGAGACGGUGACUUGGUUUCAUUUUCCUCGGAUGCGGAAAUGUUGGAGUUUACUAGGACUGCAGAGGACGAAUUUCUGAGAAUUUUUAUCAAAGUUCGCGCACCGAAAUCAACCCCAAAGACCCCGACCGGAGCGGAGUGGGUGGUCAAUCCCUGGAUAGGGAAGAUGUCGGAUUUGGACUCAGAAGAAUUCGCACAGAGUGUCCUCGCUGGAAUGAGAACUGUCUUUCAGUACAUAGCUGGUGCAGAAACGUUUCAUGACAAGGACAGAAAAAUUGUGGACAAAAGAGACGUCACGAAUAAAGAAGAAAGAGAACCGUCUGUUUGUAACAAUGCAGACCAUUUACAUCGUGAUGUCACGGAAGUCAGAGGAACUCGUGACACCGAAAAUCAGGAAGCUGAUGACGUAGAGAAGGAUGACAUAGAAACAGAUGACGUAGAGAAGGAUGAAAUAGAAACAGAUGACGUAGUGAAGGAUGACAUAGAAAAAGAUGACGUAGUAAACGAUGGCAUAAAAACAGAUGACGUAGAGACAGGCCACGACUCAAGCGAAGCGCCCCAUCCACUGGAGGAUGUUUCUGAAUCUCCGAAUAAGAUUGAGGAAGCACUGGAGAAGUUGCUAGCAAUGGGGUUCCACAACGAAGAAGGUUGGCUCUAUCGUCUCAUUGAGGAGAAAGAGGGUCGUAUUGACGAAGUCCUGGAGAGCAUUCUUCCUGAUGAGAAUCGGGCUGGGAGAAGAAACAGAAACAGAAUGAUAUGUUUUUUCUGUUUCCGCCUUAUUUCUGCCGAAGUCUGCUAUCAAUGUACUACUUGUAAUCAAAUUAUCUGUCAGAACUGUAAGGGAACAUAUGGACGGCUGUCCAUAGUGCACGAAUUGAUGUUGAAACCCACUUCUGCAAUUGCCCAAAAGCUUCCCAGGUGGUUUGAUGACAGAAACACUGAAGAAGAUUGGACAAAACCUUCAUAUAUGUGGACAAACCUUCAAAAGCUCUUUUACGGAAUCUAUGGUGCACAAAGCAGCAGUUACCAAAAACACGAGGCUUCCAAACCAAAGUCACGUGACCCUGUCAACAGAGCAAGCCCUUAUCCAUCAUGCAAAAACAAUCGGACCAAGUCGCAUCCAGAAACUCGUGGGAAACCGGACAUUGAAACAGACGGUCCUGUUACCAGGGAAGAUUCUCCGAAAAAUGGUGAAUCCUGGACAUUGGUUGAGGAGGACACCUCAUUGGCCGAGACAAAAGCUGACCAAAAUCUCGAAGAGGGUGGCAGUACCCAGGGAGGUGGGGCAGAGAGAAAAUCACAUAAUGCUCGUCCAACGAUACCACCGAUUGAUCCAAAAAUUGUCAGUGCUCUGGCGGAAAUGAUGUCAAUGGGUUUCCAAAAUGACGACGGAUGGUUACUAUGCCUUCUGCAAGAAAAUAAUGGCAACAUCGAGAAAGUCUUGGACAUCAUACAAGGCAGUGAUGGGAAAAUGUACUCAAAAUAAACAGUUUCAGUUGUUUUCUUCAAGUUGGGCGUACCAAUUAGUUUUAACCAACCAUAUAAAACAUGUACAUAAUCAUAUGCAUGUACUUUGAAUAGAACGUUCAGUGCUGUCACAGAGGAUUUAUUUUAUUAUAGCCACAAAAAUGCUAGUUUGUCAAUAUUAUUUUUAAAAUCAAAUUAUGCAUUGUAAGUAAAAUGUGCAUUGCCUAUAUUCUCUUAGUAGUUCUGGAGAUGGUGAUAUACCUUUAUAGUAUAAGUACAGGACUUCACUCUCGGUGAUAUACCUUUAUA